UGUAGACAGUUCGCGAUGUCCGGAAAAUCGAUUUCCUACCCCCACCACCAUUCCACGCGAAUAGUAGAGGUAGAACCGUCGGACUGUCAGCAGCAGCAGCAGCCGCGGCACAUUAGUCAGUCGAGUCAGUCAAGAUCCGACCUCGUCAGGCCAAUGAGCAACGCGAUGGCUACGUGUUAUCCAGUGUCGUACGAGUUAACUUCACCGGCUCAAAGGACAGUAGUGCCCAAUACGGUACCAGUGCAACAAAAGGAUUAUUCCAGGCCGCUUCACGUGGAUUGUAGUGUCGAAUACGAACUACCGAACGCCGCUAAACCGCCGCAAGGUGUCCGGAACGAACCGUUGUUGAUGAUCCAUCCGUGUUACUUCCGGAAAAUUGAAAGUCAACGACGUAGUCCUUUUAUUAACAAUUUACCUGCCAGGCCAGCCACCGCCUUGAAACGACGAGGCAUGCCUCGCGGACAACAAUUGCCUCAGCAAGUGCCAGUACAAGCAGCGCCUUAUCCAGUUCAGUACCAGCCUCAAAAUAACAGUUCCACUUGGGAUCCACAGCCUCAAAUGGCACCGAGUCAACCUUACUGCAAACGGGACGUGUUAGCUUCAGCUUGUGCAGCUUACACGGCUGUUACUAGCAGAGACGCGACUUUAUGGACAGAUCCAGAAUGUUCACCGGAUCGGCCCGAAGAUAAACACAUUCUAUCCGGCAAGUACCGGCAAUACCUCAGAGCUCACAGACUGCACCCCUACGUUAGUUCGGCCAUACCUUUGGCCUCAACUUUUCCCCAUCAAAUUCAGCAAGUGUGCUAUAACGUGUGAUCGUUGUGAUAUAAUAAUGUUUCUUUGCCGAUCGGUUUAUUGAUGCUGGUCGAAAAGAGCGGAGGCUGCAGAUUUUUUUAGAUGAAAAUAAAAGUGGUUUUCCGUCACCCUUCUUGUGAUAAUAGUGUGUAAUUUGUGGGCGCAAAAAGUAAGGGCGCAAGCGUCCCGACGUCUCGGGCGUGGUAGUAGUGAUCCAGAUGAUACAUCAGCUGUGCAUGUGUUUAUCUUCUUAUUUUAGUUUCUAUUUAUAUGGAUUAUUGAUCUUUGAUGUUAUCUAAAAAAAAAAUGGGUAAUUAUUAUUUUUGUUUAUUGAUAAGAGAUUGUGUAUCUUAUUCUAUCAAAUUAUGCACAUAUUUGUCGAUUAACUCCUCUAAAUAUUUAAUUUUGAAUUGAGGAUAAUAUGUAUCAAAAGUAUCUGUGACAAAAUUUGAUGUUUUUCGUUUUUUUUUUUUGGUAGAGAUUAAAAGACUGUACCGCAAGUACACUUUAAUUAAUUAAAAUAAACGGUCUCUGAUGACAUGUUAUAAGUACCAAUGAUUUGUUUUUCUUUAUUAAUCACUUUUUUGAAAAUGUUUGGGCAAAAUAAGAUUUAUGAAAACACAGACAACCUUGCAUAUGAAACACUUAAUUUUUAAUGCUUAUUGAUAAAAGUAUCUCAAUCUUCAUACUUUUGACACACACUCAUUAUUAUAAGUACCUAUGUACCUACUUCUAAAAUUCUGAGACAUUCUUAUACAAAAUAACUAGUUCAAUUGCAAAAAUGUUAAUGGUACUUGUAUAUGUGAUCAGAAGCCAAAAUACAUCCCCAAGAUAAACUAGCUUUAAAUAAAAUUCUAAAAUUAAAAAAAAAAGUGCUUAAAUUAUUCUACUUCUAGUUUAGGCAGGCAUAUAUAAAAUAGCAAUCGUUAACAUUUGCCAGACAGUCAUUUCAAAUGUCCCCCAAAUUACAUCAUCAUGUGAGUGACAAAUUUUAAAUGGCAGAGCUAAAUAACGCAUUUUUUAAAAUUAAAUGUCAAGACUUUCAUUGGUAUAUCAUUCUAGUAAUGACAUUAUAAUUCGAAAUGGCUAUGUGCAUUUUUAGAUUCAACCAUUAUUUACAAUUUGUUGCAAAUUUUGAAAUAUCUAGUAUUUGAACUCGGAAGUUUUUGAUAACCUAACCAGUUUCUUUUUCGUUUUUCAAUUGUAAUUCAGAAAGUUGUUAUUCAAAUUUUUCAAAUGUAAUUCAGAUAAUCUCACUUGUAAUUCAGAUUCAGUUUAGAAAAAAUCUCAAUUGAAAUUCAGAAGAUUUAGUUGGAUUAAAAUUUAUAGAACAAUGUAUUUAUGUUUGUACAGGUUUUCUUCUAAGUCUAUAAUCAAGAAAUCCGUUUAUCCGAAUUAUAACUGUUAUCUGAUUUACAAAUGGGAUUUUAUCUGAAUUACAAGUGAGACUUUCGGAAUUACAUUUGAAAAAUCUGAUUUACAAAUGUGGUUUUUUGAAUUAAAUUUGAAUAAUGUGAAUUACAAUUCAGGUUUUUUGAAUUACAUUUGAAAAAUCUGAACUACAAUCGAGGUUUUCUAGAAAACAUUUGUAUUUUUUUGAAUUACGUAUGAUUUAUGCUAUGAGAUGCAAAUUUUUUGGAGAAGGUAUGCUUUUGAUGUGAUUUUUUGGAUUAUCUUCAUCUUGAAGGUAUUUAAUAAGCAUUUUAGUAGUUUUCCAGUAAUUUUUAAAUUGUUCUGAUAAAUUUUCAAGUAUUUUAAAUACCUAUUGAAGCUCCAAAGUGUUCUAAAUUGGUUCAAAAAAAUUCUUAAGGUUUCCAGUUCUAAAUUGAAUCCUAGAUUGUUCUGAAAUAACUGUAAAUUGUUCUAAAAUGUUCCUAAAAAUUCUGAUUUGGAUAGUUAUUGAAGGUUUAAAGUUCUACAGCAAUUAUUUAAAUUCGUUCUUAAACGCCUCCUGAAAGGCGUGUUGUAACUUUUAUUCUGAAUCCUAAGAUUCUGGCGCUUUUCAAAAUGUUUCUGGAGAUUCUAGUGUGUUUGAGUAUUUAAGAACGUCCUAAAAUAGUGGCUCAGUUGUUUUUAAGAUUUUUUUUUUGGUGCCAGAAGUUCAGACGUAAUGUAGACCUGAAAAGGACGUCUUUGAGACUUUGUGUGCUAUCUGGGUUGGUAAAUUUGUUACACUAAUCAGCUUCUUAUUGAUUCAAAUCAGUGACACAGACAUUAAGUUAUCAUUCUUAGUCUGACAUAUCUGUUUCUCUGUAUCUAUUUCAUUGCAACAAGUAUGACAGAGAUGAGUUAUGUAUAUACAUAGAGCAAUGUUCAUUGGUGGUACCAAAGAGAAAUCUGACGGUUUUAUAAUAAUUCACUUUCCUUUUAAGCCUGAACAAUUUGGAACGACCCAGUGGGGUAAAAUUGUAAUUUUUGGGCUUACACAAAUUCAAGAUUUUUUGUCAUCUGUACCUACAACAACAAAAAGGUCCUAAACCUGCCAAUUUUGAGGUAAGAAGCUGAAAAUUGGUAUACAUCUUCAUUUUGACGUUCUAAUAGUUAUCCCAAAAGUCACAAUAAAGGUAUCCAAGGCUUCUUUAGUUAUUGCAGGUCAAAAGUCACAG
Messenger RNA from Ceutorhynchus assimilis (cabbage seed weevil), 3401 nucleotides. NCBI's taxonomy places the organism in Eukaryota, Metazoa, Arthropoda, Insecta, Coleoptera, Curculionidae. The record is from the annotation of a GenBank genome assembly.